CAGGUAUGGACUACCUUGGCUUCGGAUAUGUCGUUGGAUCGUGUCCUGUUAACAUAACGGGACAAAAUAAAGCAGCUUCCAGGCUGAAAUGCGGUGUCGACAAAUUCGGGAAUAGUCAAUACCUCUGUGUCCCUAAUUUCAGGAAGACAGCCAUUGUGGAAUACUGCUACAACGGCACUGUAGGACUUCAAAUGCCAGGCUCCUGUCUGGUUGUAAAUGAUGAAGGAAUUGUAGAUAUCAUCAGCUGUAGCAGCUUCUCGGAGGGUUGUACCACAUCAAACUUCAAAAGCUCUAAUCUUUAUCAAUAUGAAAGCGAAAACCUCAUCAAUUUAGGAAGUGUUUUAGAGCAAAGGAAAGGAGGACUGGUACAAUUCAGGGAAGGUGCCCUUUUCUCCCAAGACCAAGUAGAAAAAUGA
This is a messenger RNA of Saccostrea echinata, 416 nucleotides long. RefSeq lists its product as uncharacterized. Bases 6 to 416 code for a protein of 136 amino acids. The transcript has 4 exons. Lineage: Eukaryota; Metazoa; Mollusca; Bivalvia; Ostreida; Ostreidae. The record is from RefSeq and is a predicted model, not a curated record.